Priapulus caudatus is the source of this 1463-nucleotide messenger RNA. RefSeq names its product hemicentin-2-like. The transcript is spliced from 10 exons. Lineage: Eukaryota; Metazoa; Priapulida; Priapulimorpha; Priapulimorphida; Priapulidae. The record is from RefSeq and is a predicted model, not a curated record. Bases 228 to 1463 code for a protein of 411 amino acids.
AUCGGUGCAAUAGUAACUCCACCAGCCAGCUAUAUAUUGCUAUACCGCUGCCGUUGCUCACACUGCUGCUGCUGCUGCUACACGUAUGAGACAGUAUAUCAUCUUUCCAUCGCUCACUAACGACAGUGUACACUACUGAGCUACCGCAUCACGCUCGCCAGGUGGCGUAGUCUCCGGCGUCGUCGUCGUGGUCGUCGUCGUCCGUGUAUACUGGAGCUUUAUCAAUCAUGGCGGCCUGCCGCAUGACGAUGUGUUGUGUCGUUCUAUCGGUCCUGAGCGUGAAUGUCAUUGUUAUGACGACCGACGACCACUGCGCCACCGCCGUACUGUCGAGCCUCAGCGGACGGCGGCUGAGCACAGGUGGCGCCAGGGUCAUAAGUGCGACGAGGAGCAGCGACGAGCUGACCUUCGUGGCAAAGGUCAACAGAGGUCAGGAGUGUGACGCCUGGAUGCAGACGCUCGCCACCGAAGCCAACUUCAUACUGAAACUUGAGCAGCGAACACCAAAUUGCGAUGUGGUCGACAUAACAUCGGCAGCGCUGCACCUGUGGGACGAGGGCGUCAUCUUUGGCUCAGGGACGCUGAAGGACGUGGAUGGUGGCAGUGCAGGUAACGUCACCGUGAGGGUGGAGGUGUCCGGCUUACAAUGCUCCAACUGGUUGCAGAGACAUCCGCACCUAGACUACGCCCCAAUACCCGACCAACGGCUGCUCACCAGCGAUACGAUGCCAGAGGGCGCUGCAGUCUAUAACAUCGCCUGUGCUCUGAGGGCUAGUCCGACUCCGCUGCUGCAGGUGUCCUGGCUGAAGGACGGCAUGCCAUUGGAUACAUCCGAUAGAGUGAAAUACAGCGGUCGAUCGCCAUUAAGACCGUCGCUGAUCAUCGGGAGCCCCACACGGGCAGACUCAGGCAUCUACCAGUGUCGCGCUAGAAAUGACGUCGGCUGGGGACCGGUCAGCCGUCCGUUCUCACUCGUCGUCGGCGACGACACGACAAGCCGGCCGGUAUGCGGGGAGGAACGCGACGUGGUCACCAGGCUGACAGACGAAGUGGAGCUGGUCUGCGUCACAGACCCGCGUCUCAGUGACUUGGAGUUCACGUGGCGCUUCCGGGCGGAAAUUUUGUCCGCCACCGAGCAAAGCGGUACCAGAAGUGUGCUUAGACUGGUACCACGCUCUCUCGGACAAGACGGGGAGUACGCAUGUGAGGUGAGACAUCCUAGCUGGACAGAGAGUUUAAUCUGUAGAAACACGCUGCGACUCCUGCCACCGGCUAUCCUGAGAAGCACACUACCACCAGGUGGCGGUUUACCCCGGCCAGGGAGCAGUCCACGGCCACCAGGUGGCGGUUCACCCCAGCCAGGGAGCGGUCCACGGCCACCAGGUGGCGGUUUACCCCGGCCAGGGAGCGGUCCACGGCCACCAGGUGGCGGUGCUGGCAGGCCAAACAGAGCUGAUGGGUAG